Molecule: messenger RNA, 1035 nt
Organism: Alternaria alternata
Lineage: Eukaryota; Fungi; Ascomycota; Dothideomycetes; Pleosporales; Pleosporaceae
Exons: 1
Coding region: 153-725 (190 amino acids)
Source: RefSeq, a predicted model, not a curated record
ACGUCAGCGGGGAGCCCAGGGUGAAUGGUGAAGGGGACGAGUGGGGAACAGCUGGCAAGCCGGGAGCGAGUGAAGGGGAAAACAGAGCCUCGAGGUGACAGACGGGACGAGGUUGAGAAGAGUCCCGGAGAGAUGAAACCAAAUGCUACGAGAUGGGGACGGACGACCUGAGGCUCCGUGCAAUGAUCCCGGGCAGAUUUCUUGACGUGGAUAGCAGAGCUAAGGCACAACUUCCAGAUCUUGGCGGGAGCUCGACGUUAGUCUGCUUAGUGCCGGGCAUGUCAGUGCAAGGUGGGAUGUACAGUAGCCUGGUAACAAUCUCUAUAGCUCUCUCUUGUACACUUCUUCCACAGGUGGCUUCUUCUAUCACUGUAGCGUGCGCGGUAGCGACUGUUUUCAGGGUCACAGCUGGUCAAAUCAACGUUAAUUUCAACGUCGUCGCUCCAAAUUUCCACUCUAAGGACUGCCUGCAGCCGGACAUGCCACGAGCACGGCGGACAGCAGCUCCCGCAGCCGCUCGGCAAAGCUGUCUGUACCCAUCUGAAACACUCUACGCCCUCUCAUUGAGGGUUCCACGCGUCUGCUGGAGGCUCUCGCGUGUGCUCCGCCUCGGCCGUGCCACGAUGUGCCCCAUGACGAUAUUGAACGAUGCGGCGUGUACUCGUGAACAGUUGCAUCCGAGUUGUGCUGUUGCUGCUCGCCGUGCCGCACUCUGCCAUGGGUGACUACUGCGCUUCAGACCGCGCGACACGCUCUGAUCCUUAUACAAUGGGUCUGCAGUGCUCACGGCGAGAGUCAGGCGCUCUUAAGUCCGCCUCUAUCGCCGCCGACAUUCUACCAUCUGCUAUAGCCAUGUCGUUACUAGUCGCCCCUUGCAGCGUACCCCAAAUCUGUGCCUAAAAUACCAGUACAAGACAUGUUGCACAUCGCAGUGGCCCCUUCCGCCCAUCCCGCUUUCACUGGCUGUCCGGGUACCCCUGGCGAUCUUCCGUACCACGUGACUGCAGCCUAUCGCCGUCUCGUACCGCCGAACAA